CAGAAUAUCCAAAAUCUGGUUUAAACCGGUUUCUUUCUUAAAUUUCAAUAUAAGAACUUAAUAAAACAUAUAGAGCCGUUAUUGUAUUUUACGCGAACCGCGGCGAGGCGUGCACGGCACCAGCGCACUGUUUACACAGCUAUUCUCAUCCUCAUAUUUUUUUCGCGGAUUUUUUGCAGUCAAGAUGCCUAAAAGAAAGAUUGACGGAGAGAAAGCCUCCAAAGGCAAGGAGGAGCCAACAAGACGCUCUGCAAGGCUGUCUGCUAAGCCAGCUUCUGCUAAACCAGAACCAAAGCCCAAAAAAGCAGCCCCCAAGAAGGCGGCCAAGGGGAAGAAGGGCAACCCUGCUGAAAAUGGGGAUGCCAAGGCAGAUCAGGCACAGAAGGUUGAAGCUUCUGCUGAUGCCAAAUGAAAAGCUAAUGAGUGUCUGAUCCUUCUAUGUACUUGGUGACUGUACAGUUUGAAAUAACUAUUUUUUACCAAGUUUUAUAUUAAGAAUAACAUUUAUAGUUGACUUGUUGACUUGCUUUUGAUGUACUGAUUGAUUUGACAGGAGUUACUCUUUCAUUCAUAUCCAUUUGUAUCCCUUUUUUUUUUUAAAUUCAAGCCGUUAUAUCUCGCUGAACGAUUUGCCCUUGCUGAAUCUGUUUUAAAAGCGGUGAAUGCAAGUAUAUUGUCCUAAAUUUUGUGUAUUUCUCUAUCUUUCUUCCUUUCUUUCUUAGUUUAUCCUCGGAUUUUAAACACCAAACCUUCUCAAAGGCAGCUUUUAAGAGUGUUUCUAAAAUGUUUUCAGGAGGCUUUUCAUCCAUUUUGUUAACAUAAAGCUUACGAAUACUGUAUUUUCGUUUUUACAUUCUUUUUUAAAAAGCAGUUAUAAUGAAAUUGUCACAAAAAAUUGAAUAAUAGGACAACAAUGAUGAAUAAAUUUGCGACAUGAACUUUCAAUUUCCUUAGAGGUGUGUGUUCUGAACUUGUCUUUUUUAUUUUUAUUAAGUUAUGUUCUGAUAAAGUGGAAGGAUAUUCAGUGACUCUGAAAAAUGCUUUGUUUUAAAUGGUUUUGAAUAAAAAAAUCUGUCCUGAAUAAAAA
This is a messenger RNA of Misgurnus anguillicaudatus (oriental weatherfish), 1087 nucleotides long. The record is from RefSeq and is a predicted model, not a curated record. NCBI's taxonomy places the organism in Eukaryota, Metazoa, Chordata, Actinopteri, Cypriniformes, Cobitidae.